GAUGUGGGUUGGAUUUGUGACAAUGCAAGAAUUAAAUUAGGAGGGACUUGAGACUACUAGAAAAUCAGCUUCCUUUCUUUGUUCUUGAACAACUUUACAACCUCGCUGGUAUGAAUCAGGAAUUUCCCUCCUUUCUUCAGAUUUCUUUCAACUAUUUGAAGUAUGUGGGAUAUAGAACAUCGUGUCCAACAGAGUCCCCAAAGCACUUCACUGAUCUUACGAGAACUAGUAUAAUAUCGUCAUCAAAAUUUGUUCUUAGAGCACAAGAAGCAUGCAAAGAAAGAAAACAUGUACACAGUGCAAGCCAACUACGGGAGGCAGGUCUUAAAUUCAAGGUCAGUCCAAAUGAAAAUGAAUGCUUACUUGACUUGACCUAUUCCAGUGAGGGUGUGUUGACAAUGCCAAUGUUGAAUAUAGGUGACGAUACAGAAAUGUUCUUCAGGAAUAUAGUGGCAUUUGAGCAUUGUCACCUUUCAGAUCAUACAAACAUCAUUACUCAAUACCAAAAGAUUCUAGAUUUUCUUAUCAACACUGAAAAAGAUGUGAACAUAUUAGUUGAAAAGAAAAUUAUUGUCAAUACGAUGGAUGAUGCUAACAAAGUGCCUACAAUGGUUAACAAUCUGGACUCAAAUCUUAUAGUGCCACGUUUCAAUUCACACUACGACUCUCUCUGCAAUAGCUUAAAUGAUUUCUAUGAAAAUCCUCGCAACAAGUACAAGGCUAUAUUCAUACACGAGUACUUCAACACUCCUUGGAAAAUAGCAUCUACAGUUGCCGCAAUUGUGCUUCUUUUGCUCACAUUGAUUCAGACUAUAUGUUCAAUAAUCUCACUGUUUUAAUUAAGGUAAGA
Glycine soja is the source of this 850-nucleotide messenger RNA. RefSeq names its product putative UPF0481 protein At3g02645. The record is from RefSeq and is a predicted model, not a curated record. NCBI's taxonomy places the organism in Eukaryota, Viridiplantae, Streptophyta, Magnoliopsida, Fabales, Fabaceae. Bases 111 to 839 code for a protein of 242 amino acids. The transcript has a single exon.